UAGUAGCAAAUUCAUUUUGUACCGAAAACUUGUUGUCUAAACAUCUCUCCCUAGCUCCAUGAGGCAGGGUUUGUUGUUUUUUUUUCUUCUCCUUUCGCUUGCCGUGUAGUACCGUGUACGGUUGUGUGGGUGUGUGCGUGUGUAUGAAAGCUUCUGAACGUGACAUUCUACCUGCUCCCGGACACUGGCCUACUGUGUGCGUGUGUAUAUAAAGGAAAGGAAGAAGCGGAAGCGAGAAGGAGAUAGACGAGAAGGAUCAGGAUAAUAGAAGAAGCGAAGGAUAAUAUAGCGGACAGCAGGACUCGUCGUCGUCGUCGUCGUCCGGGGGUCAAAAAGGAUAACCACCGUACGGUUGCUAGAUCGGUAGUUCAGUUAAGCGAUAGCAGCGGAACAGUGAACACACCGGAGUUGCUUCCGUGCCCUGCAGCCUCAAGCAGCAAGUGUUUGAAGAAGUGAAUGCAUACAGAACUGAGCAGGAGACACAGUGACAUUGCAGUGAAGUUAUAAGAGACACAUUGAACAAUAAGUGAAGCAUACACGCACUGGAUGUAUCAGUGAACAGUGAGAGCGCAGUGUGUGAGCUGGAAGAAGCAAGAAGAAGCGGUUAAGUUUAGCGACAGCGACCUACUAGCGCACACGCACCGUCGUGCCAACCCAGUCGUGUAAAAUGUCUGUGAAAUCGGUCCCAUCAUCGUCAGCAGCAUCGUCGUCUUCGUUGUCGUCGUGCAGUGAGAUAAGCAUCGAGGAACUGCACGCCCGUUCAUCACCAGAUUUUUCGUCCGAGUUCACGCUCGCCAACAUUAAGCAGGAGCCGCGUGCCGGCACCGUGUCCCCCAUACUGACACCACCACACACACCCACCGAGGACAGUAUUGGUGGUCUGAACGCGUCACAGACGAUCAUCGCGACCUCCCCGCAUCAUCAGCAUCAGCAUCACCAUCAUCAUCACCAGCACCCGUCGGCACCGAGACACAUUCCGCUGAACCACUACCAUCCGUAUCAGUACGAGAUGGAGCGUUCACGGACGGUCGCCAUGCGUCAGCAACAGCAGCAGCAGCAACAACAAUUUCUACAACAACAGCACGCACCAGCAGGGCAGGAUAUGGUGGUGGGAGCCUUCAUGCCACAGCAAGCCCCCCAGACAAUCGUGAGCCCACCGUCCACAAACCCGAUUGAGGCCGCAUUCCUGUACCAACAGCAGCAGCAACAGCAGCAACAGCAGCAACAGCAACAUCAUCAGCAACAGCAACAGCAUCAGCAGCAGCAGCGUCUGUGGCAGCAACAUCUCCAGCAAACCGGUUAUCAUCCAGCGGCAGCAGCCGCCGCAGCCGCCGCCGCCUAUGCUCAACCGCAUGCCGCCCUCAUGCAGCACUGGAUUCGCAAUGCCGCCCUGUACCAGCAGCGACUCCAUCCCCAUGCACACGCCCACCCGCACGGACCAACGGUCGGACACCAUGCGCACCAUCCCUACCCAAUGCUGGGGGCCGGUCGCCCGGGUCUGAAACUUCCCGGCCAUCAUCACGGUGGACCGGGUGGUGGUGGUGGUAGCUCACGCCCAAAGAAACAGUUUAUCUGCAAGUACUGCAACCGCCAGUUCACCAAGUCCUACAACCUGCUUAUCCACGAGCGCACGCACACCGACGAGCGACCGUACUCGUGUGACAUCUGCGGCAAAGCGUUCCGCCGCCAAGAUCAUCUGCGCGAUCACCGGUACAUCCACUCGAAGGAGAAACCCUUCAAAUGCUCCGACUGCGGUAAAGGGUUCUGCCAAUCGCGUACGCUCGCCGUGCACAAGGUAACACACCUGGAGGAAGCACCCCACAAGUGCACGAUCUGCAACCGGACGUUCAAUCAGCGGGCGAACCUGAAGACGCACAUGCAAAGUCACGCAUGCCAACCGCAGAGCUCGGGUGGACUCUCGAUCGAAUCGCCCGUCCUGAAUGGUCCAGCGUUGGAUCUGUCCCAGAAAUCGUCUUCCUCGUCCACCGAGGAGAAGGACAUCAUUGUGGACGAAGACUUUGACGAUGAGGAGGAAGAGAUUGAGGAGGAGGAAGAGGCGGAGGACAGUGAGCUGCUGGAGGGUGAGGAGGAGGAACACCUCGACCUGGAGGGUGACAGUGAGGAGGGGAUGGAUAUGAGGCAGUUGCUACUGCUCGAGCAUGCCAACAGCAAUCCCUCGGCAUUGCAUACUCCCAGGCGCAUUCCCACGACGGCGGGCUCCACCACGGUGACUACAGCAACGUCAGCAACAGUGACCCCAAAGCGAUCGCUCGGUUUCUCGAUCGACGAGAUCAUGCAGCGAUAGAGUGCUGGGGAGAAAGCUAAACAGAGGCUAAUAAGAGAGAGAGAGAGAGAGAUGGAGACGUUGAUGUUCCUUACCGUCGUAGUCCGCGUGCACAAAGUUUAGGUUAAUCUUUUUUCUCUUUUCGGAGGACCCGGUUGUUUAUGAGAUGUCCCGGUUUGCAGGAUAUUAACGCAUAUACCAUUAAACCAUAGUUAAAAGCCAAACAAACGGACUGUGUGCGUGUGUGUAUCCCAUGGGAAAAGAAAAGGCACAGAUAAUUGCGCUGGAAAGUACACACACACGCAGCCCGUGAGAAGAAGGAGGAUGAGCAAGAGACGAGAAGCGUGUACAUAACCAAAGAGACGAGAAUUAUGAUGAUGAUCGAUAGGGAAGGCGAGAUGAAGAAUGGAGAUAGAGAGAGAGAGAGAGCGAGAAAGUGAGGACCUUUCCAAUCCAUUCCAAUUCAAUCGGACAAUUCCAAUUCCCUUUGGGGUGUAUGCAACAGUUAGAGCAAUUUAACAGGUUUAGGCAGCACGGCCGGAAUCGGAAAAGGGCAAAGCGAGGGAAUUCUAUUAUUUUACAAUCGACGAACGACUCACACACUUUGUCCGUGCUUGUGUGUGUGUGUGUGUCACGUCUUUUUUUUCCACCCAUUUUGCCGGCAAUCUGGGACAAUCUGUUUACUGAAGACUGAUAUUUGUUUUUAUUACUUACUAAUUAUUGCCGGGCCCCUGAAACAGUCCCCAAUUACAGCAGCGCAGAGGGGUCUAUUAUAAUCGUAGGGCUAGGAGGUAUAGUGCGAGAGUCCCGGUACCCGUAACCUGGGUACGGUACAUGUACCAAAGUGUGACGCUCACGGAACUCGGAUGGCCUCGGGGAUGAAGCCAAAGCCAAAACGAUUCGAUGCGUUCAAGUACCGGAUAAGUAUUUUUGUUACUGAUCUCAAGCUGAUUGUCGCGUCGGGGGAAGAGGAUAGCGCAGACUAAAGUGUCCCAUAAGCACAGGACAGUCGAAGGAUAGGGAGGCUAGGAGAGGUUCAAAAUUAUUAUUGUCAGACCAUUUAAUCGAUAGAUAGUUAGUACAAUUGAUGUAUAUUAUGUUACUGCUCUGUAUAUCUGUAGAAGUGAAGUUGUAGUAGUAGUGGUAGACACGAACUAGAUGUGUAAGAUACGUAAAUUAUUGCUGAGACCGAUCCAAAUAAUAAACAAAAACCUUUAGCGAUAAUGUUUCCAUACUUCGCAAACUAUAAA
Messenger RNA from Anopheles stephensi (Asian malaria mosquito), 3534 nucleotides. RefSeq names its product protein odd-skipped (gene odd). Gene Ontology annotation, molecular function: RNA polymerase II transcription regulatory region sequence-specific DNA binding; DNA-binding transcription factor activity, RNA polymerase II-specific. Lineage: Eukaryota; Metazoa; Arthropoda; Insecta; Diptera; Culicidae. The record is from RefSeq and is a predicted model, not a curated record. Gene Ontology annotation, biological process: embryonic hindgut morphogenesis; embryo development; embryonic pattern specification. The transcript has 2 exons. The coding region runs from base 668 to 2305 and encodes 545 amino acids. Gene Ontology annotation, cellular component: nucleus.